GGAGACAUUGGACUGGUUGUAAACCCGCGUGAAAACGUGGCGCGGAGCGCCCCGACAACGUGGUGCACCUCUAUUACAUACGAUCUAUACUUGGGUAAUUGUACUCAGACAAGAAAACUACUAACGCCGGUUGAUACAUAAUGAUACGAUGAUGCAGUGCCAGCGUGGUACCAGACCAGAUCAUCGAAGGAAAUUACGCACACCGAAUUCCGAAACCAUGGGCAUGCGUGUUUCAGGGGGGUUGAACUGCCCGAUGCCCACUGGGACAUAUAACCUAACUGCGGACUUGUUGGUCUUGGUUUGGUCAAGUCACUCAGGAGUACAUACACACAUACUGAUAAGAGUUCACUGAUAUCCAUGUAGAGCAAGGUGAUCUCGUUUGUGCAGACAUGCACGCCUGUCUUCGAGUCCCCGAUAUUCUUCAUUGCAUCAUCGGAUUCUCGAAAGAUGACAGAAAUAGUGAUCACCCCGAUACCAGUUACAAGGACGUUGCAAGACUUGCUAGGACUUGCAAGGCAUUCAAGGACCCAGCGCUUGAUGCUCUCUGGAGAAAGCAAUCUUCGCUUAGUCCACUUGUCAUGUGCUUACCCAAUCGUUUCUGGACGAGGGGGAAUCGCAGCCAGAAUCCCGUGCUACGUUGGCUUCGCUGGGGGUCGUCGAGGAGGGAUGCCGACCGUGACAAGGUCAAGGUCGUAUCUCUCACCAUGAAGCCUCCACCUUCGCUUCAGGACUGGCUCUCCCUGAAAAGAUAUUCACGCCGAAUCCAAGCGUUUGAUUCCACCCCGCUAGAUUUACCCGGAAUCUGUAGCAAUGCCUUGCACGUCUUCCAGCCGGGUCUGUUCCCUGAGCUGUUUCCGUCACUCCGUACUCUGAACUUCGAUGUCUUCAACCGAGAACCAUCAUAUGUACGGCCCAUCUGGUUGCUCACUCCCAUGCGUUUACCCCACCUUGUUCACCUGGCCUUCACCAUUUGUGAACACCACCAAUACCAGGACCCCAAUGAAAUUCUACAAUUGCCGCUAGCUUGUGCGCCAUCCCUUCAAACAUUGCGCAUCGAUGCUGUCUUCGAUGUGAACCGACGUAUCACACCUGUCCACUUGGCAGCCAGCUUCAGAGAAACUCCUUACUUGCGUAUCCUCUCCCUCUCUCGCAAUCUGGAUGUCUCGUCUAAUCUGCGCGAGAUGAUCUAUUUGCAAAAUUUGCAAGAGUUGACUGUAACCUUACCCGAUGACUUCGAUAUUGACGUCCAUCCAUCCAUGCAACCGAUACUCCCCUCACUUCGGUAUUUGGACGUAACCGUUGGUUCUUUGAAUCAGGGAACCAACUUUCUUUCCUUUAUCUCGUCCGAACUCGGUCAUGUCAAGAUUUCCCAUCGCUUGCCUGCUAUUUGGAGCGAUAUCUAUCAGCUGUUUCAGGCGAUCUACCGCAUUUAUCGACGUUUUCCGGACUUUCACACGCUCAUUGUCGAAUAUUCCGACACAAUCGCUCUCUCCACCGAUCCCUCCUUCGACCUCCCGCGAUGGAUACUGAAACCCCUCCUUGCAUGUCGCCGCUUGCGUGUUUUUGAUCUCACUUCUCGAGGCAUGCUGGGUAUCAAUGAUGCCUUCAUCGCGCAGAUUGCACUUGCGUGGCCUGAUCUCGAGACUUUCCAUCUGCGUGGAUCCCAACGUAAAUUGUCGCGUGUAACGCUGAGAGGUCUACGUGAGCUCUUGCGAAGCUGCCCACGACUUUUAUCGCUCGGCAUGGAGGUUGAUACGAGGGUUCUGCCUGAGGAAGAGCCGGAAAUGGAAACAUUGUCUCUCCAGUCGCUCCAUAUUACGACUAUUGGCCGGGAAGGUGUCCACAUCAGGGUAGCCCAAUACCUUAGAGUUCUCGCACCUAGGUUGCAGGUCCUCUGUAUAGAGUCUGUUCGCCCUGACCUGGGCUGGGCCUGGGCAGGUAAUGUUCUAUGUGACCAACCCUCGCCACGUCCUACACAACCCAUGGUAGCUUUCCAUCUCCUGCUGUUGUCCAAAGAAUCGUAUCGCCCGCUACUUCCUCUUCCAGAUGGUCCGCGGUGCGCAGGGUGUUUGUGGAUGGAGCCUUGCUUUAGCAGUCUUCCUUGGUGAUCACCAGCGCUAUGUCCUGUUUGUACGGCUAUCUCCGGUUCCAAUAGGGUCGCUCAAAUUUGGAGUCUACGCCCACGGCUAAUUUGUAGUGGUCGUUCUAUCGGCGUAGGCCCCAACUUUGAGCGACCCUAAUCACACUUGUACAGUAUGUCACUGUUUUCAGAAAUUGAUUUACCAUGUAUUCUUGCAGCACUCUACGAUAAGAGUAUGUGUGCUUCGAUCAUUAAAACCGCCCUUCCAGGGCUAGGAGAAGGGUUACAGUUCGCAUUCGUGCUGCCUAUCGUUUUACCAAGCUGAAGCCAUCUUGGCCAUUCG
Pisolithus orientalis is the source of this 2423-nucleotide messenger RNA. RefSeq lists its product as uncharacterized. The coding region runs from base 390 to 2108 and encodes 572 amino acids. Lineage: Eukaryota; Fungi; Basidiomycota; Agaricomycetes; Boletales; Pisolithaceae. The record is from RefSeq and is a predicted model, not a curated record. The transcript has 2 exons.